AUGUCCUCUGUUGAUGACGUAUCUGAAGUCCUCUCAAAGGUCGAGAAGCACUUACAACAAUUUCAUAUUAACGUAUCUGAAAAAUGUAGGAUUGUGGAAGAACAUUUUAAAAAUGACGAUGGAUCAGUUAAUGCAGACAAAUUAGAAAAUGUGUUGCAUCUUCUACAAGAGCUAUAUCAAUAUCUGCCAGAUUUUACCAGUGCUGAUCCCGUCCGUCUGCUUCAGGGUGUUGUUGGAAUCGUGUCAUUGAUCUCAUCUUUCACAGGUCUAGGCGGGACUGUUGUUCCAUCUAUCUGUCGGGUAUUUAGCUUUGUAUUUACUGCUUUUGGUGGAAAGAGUCUGACAAUAGGCGAGGUCGUCGAAAGCGAAAUCCGCCGAUUAUUUUCUGGACACAGCGAUGAAACACUUCUGGUAGAAGCAGAAGAUCUCCACUACUUGUACCGAUUUGCUUUUGACUUUCUCAACCCAAAAGAUGAACACAGUCACUUUUCGAAGCAUGAUAUAACAAAUAUGAAUAUUCAGAUAAAUGUUUUUCAAGGUGCCACAUUUCUUCGUAAAUUGGGAAAACUAAUCCAGGAACUCUCAAAGGAGCAAACUGAAGAUAUCGCAGACAAAAAAGCUGAGAGGGCCAAGAAAGCGAUGGAUUUCAUUGAAUUAUACAUAAAACUAGCAUCACUACGUGACAUGAUACUUACUCAAUUCUAUACCAUUACCAACUCCACAACUCACAGUAAGCAUUUGGCGGGAGGAAUUCAGCGAGUAAUCGGCUCCUUUGAUGAGCAGGAUAGAGAAGUUCUUCGCUUCUUCCAGAAACCAAAAGAAGAGUACGUCUAUAUUGUGUCAUACAUCAGGGAAGAGGAGAGAGUACUUCUAAUGAUGUUUCUGCAACAAAAGAAGCUUCUGCCGGAACACAGCUGGUUGUUACAUGGAGAAUUCGAACUUAUUUCAAAGAAAUGGCCAGAUUACCGUGCUUUACGCAUGAGAAAGCAUAGGUCACUCUUUGGAAACGGGGAUUUGAGGUUCAUACGUGGCAUCAACAAGGCGGUGGGACCAGAAUCCUUGUUUUGUUUCCAAAAAGUGGAGAGGAAUGAGUUUUAUGUUUACAUUACACAGAGGGGAAAUUCAGAUGAAUUUCUAACAAUGACGAAAGGUUCAAAUAAGUGGGUGAUGUCUCUUACGGGGCCUCCUGGUCCUGAAAGUGAAUGGAAAGUCAUCCAAAUGGAUAACGAAAACUAUGUGUUUUCCCCACGUGCCUUUCCGGAUUAUUUCAUGGGAAUGACACAACUGCUGGAUGGAAGUAUAGCUGGAUUCCAGGGAUGCUCUCAUCCAAGAUGUCAAUGGAUACUGAAGGCAUCACAGUGA
Ylistrum balloti is the source of this 1362-nucleotide messenger RNA. Its product is annotated as toxin CfTX-B-like. The record is from RefSeq and is a predicted model, not a curated record. The transcript has a single exon. The coding region runs from base 1 to 1362 and encodes 453 amino acids. NCBI's taxonomy places the organism in Eukaryota, Metazoa, Mollusca, Bivalvia, Pectinida, Pectinidae.